GGCCCCGGCGCGGCUCGUGUGACCGGAGCGGCGGGAGUCAGUCGGCGCCCGCGGAGGGAGGCCCCGAGCCCACCACCGCCACAGCCGGCCGCGGAGGGUGGGAGGCGGUGGCCUCCUCCUCGGUCCCCGGCGCCAUGAGCAUCGAGAUCCCGCCGGGCCUCACCGAGUUGCUGCAGGGCUACACGGUGGAGGUGCUGCGGCACCGGCCGCCCGACCUGCUGGGCUUCGCCGCCGACUACUUCGCCCGCCUGCGGGAUGCCCGCGACCAGGAGGCGGCCGGCGGCGGCCGCAGGGUGGUCAGCUUCGAUGGGGAGCCCAUGCAGACCGAGUCCAACGGCGAGGAGGAGCCCGACCGCGGCGACGAGGACUCUGACUCCGACUUCGAGCCUCCAGUUGUUAACCGAUACAACAGAAGAGUAUCAGUAUGUGCCGAAGCUUUCAAUCCAGAUGAAGAGGAAGAAGAUACAGAACAAAGGGUAGUUCAUCCAAAAACUGAUGAACAGCGAUGCAGACUGCAAGAAGCAUGUAAAGAUAUCCUGCUCUUCAAAAACCUAGAUCAGGAGCAGCUGUCUCAGGUCCUUGAUGCCAUGUUUGAGAGGAAGGUGAAACCUCAGGAACAUGUGAUUGACCAAGGUGAUGAUGGAGACAACUUCUAUGUUGUUGAGCGGGGGUUGUAUGAUAUUGUUGUAGCAAAAGACAACCAGUCACGCUGUGUGGGCCGCUAUGAUAAUCACGGCAGUUUUGGGGAACUGGCGUUGAUGUACAACACUCCUAGAGCUGCCACCAUUGUUGCCACAACAGAAGGAGCCCUUUGGGGACUGGAUCGAGUGACAUUCAGAAGAAUUAUAUUGAAAAAUAAUGCAAAGAAGAGGAAGACGUAUGAAUUAUUUAUUGAGUCUGUGCCCCUUCUUAAAUCCUUGGAGGCAUCAGAACGAAUGAAGAUAGUGGAUGUUAUAGGGGAGAAAGUGUAUCAAGAUGGGGAACGUAUAAUUUCUCAGGGUGAUAAAGCAGAUUGUUUUUACAUUGUAGAAUCUGGUGAAGUAAAAAUCUUGAUUAAAAGCAAGACUAUGACGAGUAAAGAAGCUAAUCAAGAAGUGGAGAUUGCCCGGUGUCACAGAGGGCAGUAUUUUGGAGAGCUUGCACUUGUUACCAACAAACCCAGAGCAGCCUCUGCCUAUGCUGUUGGGGAGGUCAAAUGUUUAGUCAUGGAUGUGCAAGCAUUUGAGAGGUUGCUUGGACCCUGCAUGGACAUUAUGAAGAGGAAUAUAACACACUAUGAGGAGCAGCUGGUGGCAUUGUUUGGCUCUAGCAUGGACCUGUUGGAUCCAGGGAAUUAGGCACAGGGUACCUCAAUGCCUUCUUAGAUCAAGACACAGAAAAGCCUCCUAUCAGCAACACAACUCACAAGGAAAACGGACACUACGGAACAGUUACAGCUGCUGUCUUCUUGGGCAUUUUAGAAACCAUAAACAAGUCUCAGCACAGAUGGAUUGCUCACUCCCUGCCUCCACUUUGCUGCUGAUACUUCAUUAUUAGACCUAGAUUAAAGAUGAUUCUAACCCUAUGUUCACUUACUUGGUUCAGAAUGGCAUCUGUCCAACAGUUCAAGUGCCUGAUAUGAAACCCAAAGUGUGCAAGAUAUAGAAGCCUCCUUCCUUCUCGUGUUACUGUUGGGAUAAAUUCUCAGAUCAGAUUCUGUAGUGGGAGGUUGCCUGUUCUGCAGAGGCAACCGGUGGAAUAUGAGCCUUUCACGGGCUUACUACCUUCAUCUGAUGCUUUCCUUGCAAAAUGACAAAUUUGGUUUUAAUUGUAGCAUCUGGGUUUGAAGUUAAAAUAUCAAUGGAGCCAAUUAGUAAGGUGGCACUGAAGUUUUCUUCCACCUGCUGAAAGGUGCGGGUACUAUAUAGCUCUGUAAACCAAGUAAACCGAGCUGGGGACAUGGGAGAGUCUGCCUAGCAACAAAAUGCAGAAAAUCAAGCAUUACUAUAUUUUAAGUGUUUCCUGAGCAGCAAACAAAAUUGUUUUACUCUAUGCUGCCCAAAAAGGUGCAGUGGUUCAGAUCAAAUGGCCUGAAGGUGUCAUAAUUGUCAUCUCCCCAAAUUUGAUCCUUGUUCUUGACACUGAGUACAUUUUAUUGGGGUGAGAUCACAAUAUAUGACCUUCUCUUGCUUACAUAGAUCCUUUAUAUACUGCUAGAUUUCCCAGGGCACUGUUGUUGACUGGGUCAGUUUUAAAGCUUUUUAAGGAGGUGAAUGUUUUGUAAUUUAAAUGAAGACUACUUCUGUACUUGUUUACAGGAGCUCCCCCCCCAGUCCUAACAUUUCACAGUAUUCUAACUUCAUUAGACACUUGGAUGCUUCCAAAUACCAUGGUGAUUUGCUAAACUUUUCAAAAGUUGGCAACAUUUGACUUUGUGAAGCAAAUGUCUUUGCUGACUACACAGUUGGUGUGUUUGAGGAGUCUUUUUGGAUUAGGUGAUAACUAAGCUAAUGAUGUUUAUCUAAAAUACCUGUUAAAUUUGCAGCAUUUAUUAGGUAGAUUCUAUUUCUAUAGCUUUAAUGACCUUAAUUGGCAUACUGCUGAGAUUUUAUCAAGAGUAUUAUCUAAAUAAGAAUCAGACCAUAAGAAGGACGUUUUUAUGGUGUACAAACAGAAUAUUUAUAUUAAGACAUUGAAUUUGUAGGUAAUAAAUCUAGUGACCCUUUGAAUUUGCAUUCUUCUGCAGCUCAUGCAAAACUUACUGGUGUUUUAUGGGGUUAUAAAAUUUUAAUUGUGGAUGCUAGCAUAACAGAACCUGCUCUUUUUAUUCAUGGCCACGUGAGCAAGAUUAGGAGGAUGCUAAUGCUGAAUUCCUGCUUCUAGUUAUCACAGCGGACAUUUCUCUAAGGCACGAGAUGCUUAGCUGCAACUCUUAGUUGAUUUCUGGACAUUUUUUUUCCCUAAAUGAAUGAGCUCCUCCCAGUUCCUGCAAUAUGAGUAAGAUGGAAACUUGAUAAGUUUGAAUGGCUGUUGUCCAGUUACUGUAAUUGGAGUCAUAUUUUUAUAUAAUGCAAAUGAUUUGUAAUGGACACCACUGAACUAGGUGUUUCCAUAUUAUUAAAGUCCUGAUUGUGAUGUCUA
Messenger RNA from Chroicocephalus ridibundus (black-headed gull), 3120 nucleotides. It is a transcript of the gene PRKAR2A, whose product is annotated as protein kinase cAMP-dependent type II regulatory subunit alpha. The transcript has 11 exons. Gene Ontology annotation, biological process: negative regulation of cAMP-dependent protein kinase activity. Gene Ontology annotation, cellular component: cAMP-dependent protein kinase complex. NCBI's taxonomy places the organism in Eukaryota, Metazoa, Chordata, Aves, Charadriiformes, Laridae. Bases 135 to 1337 code for a protein of 400 amino acids. Gene Ontology annotation, molecular function: cAMP-dependent protein kinase inhibitor activity; protein kinase A catalytic subunit binding; cAMP binding. The record is from RefSeq and is a predicted model, not a curated record.